Messenger RNA from Paramecium sonneborni, 1691 nucleotides. The record is from the annotation of a GenBank genome assembly. NCBI's taxonomy places the organism in Eukaryota, Ciliophora, Oligohymenophorea, Peniculida, Parameciidae.
AUGGAUAUUACAUUAAAUUUUCUGGAUCCUCAAGAAGAGAAAAAUUAUGGUCUUUAUAGUCACUAAAUAGAGCUGAAUUUAUUUAAAAGACUACUCUACAGUAUGAUGAUUGGAUCAUUUUCUGGUUCUAUAUACUUUCUUAUAACAUAAGACUAUAUGUAUAUAGUAUUAGGAAUUUAUAUGUUCAUCUAAACUAUUUUAGCAAUUUUCCUCUCAAAAAAAUCGAUAUAAUUUUUGAAUGUUGUAGCUUUUGUAUACCAAAUGGAGAUAUAAACUUUACUUGCAGUCCUAAUCACAUAAUUAGAUAGUACAUUACAAAGAGGAACUGUAAUGGUAAUAACAUCAGCAGCUUUUUAAUUAUCUAUAUGGUAUAUAUAACAUUUUAAUUGAAUAGUCUCUCUAUAGGAACAAAAUUUUACUUAAAAUUAUUUGUAAGCCUUUACUCAAUCUCUCUUUAAAUAUUGCUAAGCUCGAUGAUUGAAAUUUUAAGUUUCGUUUGGAUUGGAUUUGCACUUUUUUCACUUAUUUUCUCAUUCUAAUUCAUUUAUUAUUAAGAAUACGAGAAGAGGUAAAAAUAUACUUUGCAUUAAAAUGCUUAAAGGAUUAAAGAAAACUUAAUAAAUUUAAUUGAGAUACCAAUUCUAACAUGUUAUAAUAAUGAAUCUGAUUUAAAAUUAGUUUUUACUGAAGCAAACAAAUGUGCUUAAAGUCUUCUCAAAGUUACAGAUCAAAACACUUUUCUAAAAUUUGCCAGAGAUGUUAAUGUAAUAUAAACUAAAACAUUUUCUUCAUUCAUAAAAUAAUAAUCUAUCAAUUAAUCCUCUAUCAAUUAAUCAUUAGAAGCUUUGGUUAGAAAAUUCUUUAGAAAAUAAAUUGAUGAAGAAAACGACUUAAAAAACACAUUUUCAGCUUAUAGAUGUAGAGUAAAGCAUAAAUCUAAAGAAUAUUUAUGCUAAUUAAUUUUAUUGAAUGAAAAAUAACCAUAGUGUUUUAUAUAUCUUUAAAGGAAUUUUGAUGAUUAUAUCGAGAAGACCAAUUAAAAAUUAAAUAUUUUAAAUUUGCUACUUAAAAGAUGUGCAUAGGAAAUUUUCACUAAAACUGGAAAUUAAUAAAAAUGCUUUUAAUCUUUGUACUAAUAUUAAAAAAACAACAACUCUCUUCAUAUAAUUUAAAGAUUGGACUAAGAAAUAUUUUAAUUUAACAUUUAUUUUGCAAAUUCUAAAAUAUUGUUUAAUUCUCAUAACUAUAAUUAUUCAGUAAAAAAAUCUUAAAAUUUAAUUCAAUUAAUUGACUCAAUUUUAUUUCAUUUUAGUUACACACUUACUUAAAAAUCUAUUAAAGUCUCUUUUAACAGGAAUAACUAAAAUCCAAUAGUCUUUUGUAAUGAUAUAUUGCUAAAACAAUUAUUUUACAAUUCUAUUGAAAAUGCUAUCAUAUUUGGAAAAGAUUUACUAAAAAUAGAAAUUUAGACUAAUUAUCAUAAAGAUGUUGAUAAAUAAAUAGUUACUGUAAUUAUUUAAAAUACAAUUGAUCCAUUAACUAUUGAAUAAAAUAAUAAAGAAAAAUAUUUAAAAUUAGGACACCUUGUAAUGAAUAAAAUACUUAGGUUGAUUGGUCCAUUUAAAACCUUGACCACAUCAUUAGAGGCUGAUUUGUACUAAGUUAAAUUUUAUUUAUUUGAAAAAUUAUGA